GAUUGUAAAAAUGAGGCUGUUGAUAUCUAUAUUAAAGUCAACACUAGUCAUUCUAAUCCAUUUCAUUUGAAAAUCAAACUGGCCUUGAACCACCCACCAAAACAAUCAGAUUUUAAUUUAAUUGAUCCUGCAUAUCGUGAUACAGUAACUGUUCUAGGAAAUAGACAAUCCUGGCGUAUGGUUUAUGCAUUGUCAUAUGCAUUGGCACGUAAUCAAAG
This is a messenger RNA of Racocetra persica, 218 nucleotides long. The record is from the annotation of a GenBank genome assembly. NCBI's taxonomy places the organism in Eukaryota, Fungi, Glomeromycota, Glomeromycetes, Diversisporales, Gigasporaceae.